ACUUACCACAGGCUCCCUUUUGUAACAGCACCAAUUUUAAGAUGAGCUAAAGUAUAGACACCUUUCUGGUCUGUUUAAUUCAAUUCAACUCAUUUUGACCUCAUCACAUCUCGCACUGAGACCACGCUGUCUGAGAUCCUCCAGCACUGCUCGACUGGUACCACCUUCUCUUAGAAUGAGAGAUGUUUAUUAGCACACUACAUGAAGCUCAGACUGUGUGGUAACCGAUGGUCCACUUAGGAAGUUAUGAUGUGGAGGGUUGUCAGCACUGCACUACCUUCUGGACUUUGAGUUUUCAAUACAACUCACACCUCUCUACAGUAUAUAUACUGAUGACUAAGGCAGUCUUGCAUACAUACAGCUGGUGUUUUUAUAGAGCAGAAUCAAAGCAAGAAACAUGAAGGUCUUUUUGGUACUGGCUCUGGCUGUAUUCACAGGCUGCCAAGCCAACUUGUUCUAUGCUGAUGAGCCCAAACCACAGAUGGAACAAUUGACUGAUGCUUUCUGGGACUAUGUUGCCAAGGCAACACACACUGCUGAGGACACACUGAAAACAAUUAGAGAGUCUCAAGUUGGCCAGGAAGUCAAUGCUAGAUUUACAGAUGGCACUAAUAUGGCCAGUGAGUAUGCUGUCACUCUUCAGAAACAAGUGAGCCCUAUGGCCCAGGACAUCAUGACCAAGAUCUUCAAGGAGGCUGAGGUUCUGAAGGAACGUCUUGAGCAGGACUUGACCACUGUAAAGGGCAAACUGGAGCCCUAUGCUGAUGAUAUGAAGACCCAAAUUCAGCAGAAAAUGGAGGAGCUGAGAGUAGCUGUGGCUCCCUAUGCUGAGUCUAUCGACACUGAAGCUCUGAAAACCACUGUGCUGCAGAAGACAGAGGAGCUCAGGGGAAAUCUGGAGGAGAAAGUGAAGGAGCUGCAAUCCCAGCUGGAUCCCUACACUGAAGAUAUCAGACAGAAAGUAGAUCAGCACCUGCAGGAAUUCCAGAAGACCGUGGCCCCUCUGACUGAGGAUCUUCAAGCCAAGUUAGCUGAGAGAGCUGCUUUGGUUCAGCAGGGUCUGGCUCCUUAUUCUGAAGAUCUGAGAGAGAAACUGGACCCUUACACCCAGAACCUGAAGGACCAACUCACCUCUCUGUAUGAGUCCUUCACCAAGACCAACUAAAUACUCCAAACACCAUUUUGCUUACUGAACUGUUUUCUAUACAUGGAAACUCAUACUAAAAUAUAAGACAUCAAAUAUUUAAUUGUAUAUUUUAUGCAUUAUUAAACAGUAAUUCCCCCAAAACUGUAAGCAUUUUAAUAUUGUACCAUGAACCUGAGAUUUCUCCUGUGUUAAAAACAUUG
Molecule: messenger RNA, 1347 nt
Organism: Silurus meridionalis
Lineage: Eukaryota; Metazoa; Chordata; Actinopteri; Siluriformes; Siluridae
Product: apolipoprotein A-I-like
Exons: 6
Coding region: 398-1165 (255 amino acids)
Biological process (GO): very-low-density lipoprotein particle remodeling; reverse cholesterol transport; cholesterol homeostasis
Cellular component (GO): chylomicron; extracellular region; high-density lipoprotein particle
Molecular function (GO): phospholipid binding; cholesterol binding; phosphatidylcholine-sterol O-acyltransferase activator activity
Source: RefSeq, a predicted model, not a curated record